Penicillium manginii is the source of this 1485-nucleotide messenger RNA. RefSeq lists its product as uncharacterized. The record is from RefSeq and is a predicted model, not a curated record. Gene Ontology annotation, molecular function: aldehyde dehydrogenase (NAD+) activity. Bases 1 to 1485 code for a protein of 494 amino acids. Lineage: Eukaryota; Fungi; Ascomycota; Eurotiomycetes; Eurotiales; Aspergillaceae. The transcript has a single exon.
AUGGGUUCCAUCAAUGCGCCAUCUGAUCUGGGCUUCUCUGCCUCCAGCCUGCCAGGCAAAUUGUUCAUCAAUAACGAAUAUGUUGAUGCCAAAAAUGUCGAGACUCUCUCUGUCUACAACCCUAAGAAUGGAUCCCUGGUUUCAGACAAAGUCCCCAUCGCCGGCGCAGAUGAUGUCGAGGCGGCUGUGGUGGCUGCAGAAGCUGCCUUUCCCACGUGGAAGGCAAUGAGUGCCAUAGAACGACGGGAAAUCUUAUUGAAAUUUGCAUCACUCAUUGAACAGCACUCUCACGAUCUCGCAGAGCUUACCAGAAUUACCCUUGGAGCUCCGUUUGAAGCAUUCGGAAAGUUCGAGCUUGGGCUUGCGGCCGAAACAUUCCGUUAUAACGCCGGCUGGAUCGAUAAAUUCGCAGGCGAAGCAUACCCCCAGCAGGAUGGUUUCAUGCGUAUCACCCGACAUGAGCCUUUGGGAGUAACUGCUGGUAUUGUACCUUGGAAUGGCCCCAUGGGCACAGUUGGACUUAAGGCUUCACCGGCUUUGACGACUGGCAACUGCUUCAUCUUGAAGCCAUCCGAGAAAACACCCUUUGCUGCACUAGCCCUCGGUCAUUUGAUCAAACAAGCCGGUUUUCCACCUGGUGUCUUCCAGGUGCUGUCGGGAGCGGGCGAAACCGGCGCUCUUCUCGCACGCCAUAUGAGAAUUCGAAAAGUCAGCUUCACUGGGUCAAUCGCAACUGGAAAGCUUAUUCAGAAAAUGGCUGCAGAAUCGAACCUCAAACGUGUGACGUUAGAGCUAGGUGGCAAGUCUCCGGCUGUCGUGUUCGAUGACUGCAAUUUGGACAAUGCAGUGGAGUGGUGUGUUCGAGCCAUCGGGACCAACACUGGACAAGUUUGUUUCGCCGCAUCCAGGGUAUACAUCCAAGAAGGAAUUCUUGACAAAUUUACGGAGAGAUAUAAGGCAGCGUUAGAGGAGCGUGCCAAGGCGAUCGGGGACCCUGAUAAGGACGAGACACUCAUGGGUCCCCUAGUUGACGAGGCUCAGUUCCGACGCGUCACUGGCUUCAUUGAGCGGGGCGCGCAACAAGGCACCCUCCUAACAGGUGGGAAACGCGUCGGAGACAAAGGCUUUUUCAUUCAACCUACUGUCUUCACGGACGUCAAGCAGGAUGCAGAAAUCUAUCGACAAGAGAUCUUCGGUCCUGUCUCUAUCCUCAAUUCUUUCAAAACGGAAGAAGAGGUUAUUAAGAAGGCCAAUUCUACCGAGUACGGACUCAUGGCGGGCGUCUUUACUGAGAACAUCAACAAAGCCAUGCGUGUGGCCAGCGAAUUUGAAUCGGGAAUGGUUGGGGUGAACUGUAUCAGCUUGAACUUUUUGAAUGCUCCCUUCGGCGGGAGCAAGCAGAGUGGCCUCGGUCGGGAAUGUGGCCGUAACGCGCUAGAGUCGUUCACUGAGGUCAAGACAGUGAUGGUGAACUUGACCUACUAG